AUGGGGCCCCAGCUUGCAGCUUUGCUGACUACACCCUACUCGGGCCUAGUUAUUACCCUGAGGAAAGCUGAUUUGGGGGCUCAGUGGGGAGCACUGGGCUGCGGUCUACACUUGCAUUCUGAGGUGGUGGAGUCAUGGCUAAAAUUUUGCAGUACUUGGACUUUUCUCAAGAAGCGUUGCACUUCUUGUCCCGACGGGGGAUUACCGCAGAUCGCAGCCCAGAAUCUGCGGAGGCGCCCCGUUUCAUCAACAGCAGGGACUGAAACUUCAGCCCAGGAGAAGCCAAGAUGGCACCGUUAUCGCACCCUGGGAAUCGAGGACCGGGAAGAACUUAAUGAUGCGAUUCCUCCCGUGAUCUCAGUGAUUGUAUCUGGCGAAAACGAGGAGGGCAAAAUACCGUCCAAAUGUAAACAAGGAGCAGCCGCACCAGCAGCGCCAGCAGAAUGCCGCGGGAGUGCGGCAGGCCCUGGCCCCAUGGACAAAGAGAAACUCGACAGUGGCAGUGGCCACGAACUCAGAAAGCCUGAGGACAGUCAGCAGCUCCUCUGGCUCUUCACUUUCACACUGGUGCAACUACAGGAGCUGAAGAACAUUUUUCAACUCGUUCCAUACCCGGACGUGUUAGGUAAGUGGCAUGCUCAGGCGGCACCGACUUUUCACGGAGCAGGGGCUGGGCUCAGGGCUUAUUCUCUUUCCGCAGGCCCCUUCCAAACCUUUCUGAGCCAAAGGCUACCUAGGGGUCUCAAGGCUGCUGGGGCCUGUUUGCCCUUGGGCUUCAGGGUAGAGGCAAUGCCUCCUGGACACCAAGGUAAAUAUUUUCAAGCAACAUUUAAAUGAAUCAAGUGGGGAAACUUUGGCCUGACAACUAGGUUUGUAUAAGUAGAAUUUGAUUGGAACAAGAACCAUGAUCAGGGUGAGGAGAGUAAUGCAUGCUCGUGCAAGUGGAUGGGCAAAUUCUGGUUUUAUUUAAAUAUUUGAUAAUUUGCUCAUAAUAUUUUUGAUUUUUCAGAGUAGUGCAAAAAGUGUUAUUUUUCUGGGAUCCUGAGUUUUUUUGUGCCCCCUUACAUUCACUAUGGGGGAAAAUCAUCCCUAAAGAAAGCCUCAAUCUGGAUAUUACAAAAUAGUGUACUUGAGGAGAGGUGUUGGGAGAUAAGUAUUUAAAAGCAAGCUUGAAAUGAACAACAUAAAUUUUGUUUCAUCCACAAGGCUAAAUACUGAAUCUUUGUAGUUUUCUCCUACCAGAAAGGAACUUGUAAGAUGCAUGAGCAUGACUGAAACCAGUGUGCAGGUCACUAUA
Molecule: messenger RNA, 1297 nt
Organism: Symphalangus syndactylus (siamang)
Lineage: Eukaryota; Metazoa; Chordata; Mammalia; Primates; Hylobatidae
Source: RefSeq, a predicted model, not a curated record